AUGCCAAAAGAACGCGGCUAUAACCCAGUGCAAGCUCAGCGCAAAGCCGACAAGGCAAAGGCGAUAAAAAAGGGCAAGGCUGAAAACCAAGAGCGCCGCAAUGAGAGACUGGCCCGAAAGAACCCGGACCGCAUCCAGAAACAGAUUGACGACCUCACCGCCAUCGCCGCCGGGGGCGGCAAACUCUCCCGGCACGAGGAGCAGCUUCUCGAGGGGCUCGAAAAGGAGCUCAAGAGCGUCAGCAAGGCCAGGGAAUCGCUCGGCGACAGGGCGCCGUCAUUCGGCCAUGCACACGGCCGGGACGGGCCGUCGGGGCCGUCGGGGCCGCUGGGCAAGAGAAGACGCGAUUCCCGCGGCUCAAGCAGCGACGAAGACGUGCCUGACGACGUGCGCAACAUCCCCAUGCCGCGGGAUACGCCGCCUCCCAUCCCGAAAGACGUGCUGGACCGGUGGUACGCAAGGCGUCGAGCUCGUCGCGGUCAGGCAAAGGAGCAGAAGCCCGACGACGCAGUGAGGAGAGGCGACGACGCCACACCGAAGCUGGCGGGUCCGCCGCCCGUCCAGCCGCCCGUCCAGCCGCAAACUGUGUACGAAGCCAAGCCCGUCAUGAGGGAUCUCCGGCAAGAAGCCGUGUCGGCCUUUGUUCCGACGGCCGUGCAGAGGAAGCUGAAGAAGAGCCAGGGGCAAGGGGGAUUGCUGGAGCCGGAGGAGGCGGAUCGGCUUGAGAAGGAGGGCUACAUGAAGUCUGCGGACGCGGUCGCGAGGGAGGCUGCUGGUGCGCAAGGCUCACUGGCUGUCACUGUUGAAGAUGCCGAAGAAUGA
Ustilaginoidea virens is the source of this 822-nucleotide messenger RNA. RefSeq lists its product as uncharacterized. Gene Ontology annotation, biological process: RNA processing. Bases 1 to 822 code for a protein of 273 amino acids. NCBI's taxonomy places the organism in Eukaryota, Fungi, Ascomycota, Sordariomycetes, Hypocreales, Clavicipitaceae. The transcript is spliced from 2 exons. The record is from RefSeq and is a predicted model, not a curated record.